Molecule: messenger RNA, 3042 nt
Organism: Solea senegalensis (Senegalese sole)
Lineage: Eukaryota; Metazoa; Chordata; Actinopteri; Pleuronectiformes; Soleidae
Exons: 10
Coding region: 368-2065 (565 amino acids)
Source: RefSeq, a predicted model, not a curated record
UGACAGAGUGAUCAUCCUCUGUCAGUUGACGAACUAUGUCUUCGGUUUAACGCUCACCGGAAAUACGUCACCGGAAUGUUUUGUAAUGGCAGCUUUCACGCUCCACGGCUUCUUUGCCAUUUUCUCCAAAAACUUUUAACGUGAAAAGACAAAUAUCGUCUAAUUUCUUCCCCUCUCUUACUCGGUUUAACUGCGCACCAAAAAUAUGAGAGUGUGUAUUUAAUGGAAGAAGGUGAUUCAGCGUUCGUUUAAUGUAAGACCAUAAGCUAACGCCUCUUCCUAGCUAAAGAAGCUAAACAGCAAACAACACAAACAGUGAAUCUUUAAACCCUUCUCCGUCUGUUUGAGGGACAAAGGUCUUUUCAAAAUGGAUGUCAGCAUUGCCGUGUCACUGAUUCGAGGCCAGAUGGGCACUGUGGUGGAGCGGGCCGUGAACGGCGCUGUGGAGACGGUGCUGGCUGAGAUGCUCAAAGUGGUCGGCGUCAAGUUUGAGGAGCUGAAAGCCCAGUUAGCUCUGAUGAAGAGGGACGUCACAGCGCUGCACAGGGAGAAAGCCCUGAAAGAGAAGGAGAACGACAACAUCCGAGCUAAGCUGCGCUACACAGAGCUGAAGCUGAAGUACUACAGGCAGGGUGUGGCAGAGGAACUGCAGCAGAGGGCUCCGGCCUCCACUCUGGUCCGUGUCCACCCGCCCACCUUCACGCAAACACAGAGAGGGGGUGAAGCAGGUCUUUCCCCUUCUGAGGCGUCACCGUCAUGCUCAGGUCAGACCAAAACGACAGAGGGAGCAAUGACAAGAAACAAUCCAGAAUGCACUUCUCCACAGAGCACAGGCCAUCGCACCAUCAGAGUGCGCUGUCACCCAGACAUGGGAGUCAGCUCGGACUCGUCUGACCUGUUGUUACCUGCCUCACUUCCUGUGAAUGCGUCUGCGCAAUCUCUGGACAGCAGCACAGUGGGAUUCUGUCCCAUAGAGCAAGACAUAGAGGAGAGCGGGGACUCUGACGUGGCUCCUCCUCCUCCUCCUAUCCAGGCCAUGAAUCUGGACCACAGGAAGCUAUCUGAGGACAACCUGCUGUCCCCAGAAGACUACACCCAGGCUGACAGCUCCACACUGCCCUCAUCUGCUCUACAGGUGAAGCAGGAGGCCCAGCUGCAGGAGGAGGAGGAGGAGGAGGAGGAAGAAGAGGUCAUCUGUAUCAAAGAGGAGCCAGAGGAGGAGCAGGAGGUGAUGGCCGCUGUACUGUUGGACUGUCAGGUGCAACAGGUUCAUGUGUCAGAAUCAGAGGCUCAAAGCACGGCGAGCACAGAGUGGUCGGGGCUUUCAGCGUCGCAGAGAAAUCACACGACAGCCUUCAGCUCAGCUGGUCCAAGCACCUACCUGAUGGUGCAACCAGCGACCUCUCUUCCGUUAAUGGGCGGCUUGACAUCUGGCGUCCCGCCUCGCCAGGCCAUGCGUCCCUGGACUAAAGACCUCAGCCUGUACGAGGAAUACAAACUGCGCAGGAACGAGCUGCGCAGGCGAAGUCUCAACAAGCGCAGGGAGCUGGAGAAGACGCUGCCUCAGCCGCUGCUCGCGGAUCUGGUGCGAGAGCGCAGAGAGAAGACCAGGCUGAGGGUUGCCAGGUGGAGGGCAAAGAGGAAACUGCAGGCCUGUUUGAACCAGGCUCAGGCUCAAGGUGGCGCUGCGGGACUCUCUCACGCCGGCUUUUCCAUCGGCAGCCAGCAUCAGGAGCUCAGGGCGUCAUGUGCUUCGGCCUCCAGUGGGCAGCAGAGAUGGAGCUCCACGCUGGCUCAGUCCUGCAGCUUCCUCAACAACAACAACAACAACAACAACAAUAACAACAUGUCUGCUGCCAACAGCUUCUCUGACGCUCUCCCCUUCAUCACCUCCACCUCCUCCUCGUCUCUGCUGCUCCGGGGCCCCUGCAUGUCCACGCACCAGCACGGCGUCAACUCGUCGUCGUCGUCAUCGACGUCGUCUUCGUCGUCGUCCAUGUCCCACCUGCAGGUCAGCCAAUCACAGCAGAGCUUCUCUCUCACAGACUCGGACCUCUUACACUGAGGGCUUGUUUCACGCCUGAGGUUUUUCUUUUUUUAACACAAAGCUUGUUAUUUCAUUGGUGUUACUGAAGGGUCAAUCAGCAGCCUCAUAGGCGUCAGUGUUUACUUUCAAAUCCUGAAAGCGUUUCUCUUAAUCGACUGAAUAAAUAGUCCAAUAAGCCGUUAUUGUUUGAAACGGAGGGCAGUGUUUAAGGUUAUUUAACACAUUUAAACCUUGUUAUUAGACAUUUUUAUGUUACAACGUUAUUAUUAAUAAUAGUAAUUAGAAAUAUCAGUAUUAAAAUUGUAUGAUUGCAUUUGUGAUUAUUUGUAGUGACUUUGACAAGUGUGAGGGGCUAAAAGCAUUUUAAAAACAAACAACAGUAGCAUCAGUAUGGAGCUGAAACGAUUUCUCGAUUUUUAAUCGAUUUUUUCGUGAUUAAAACUGAUCGAGGAAAUAAUCGUCAGAUGAAUCGAUUACAAAAUUAAUCGUUAGCUGCAGCUUUACAUCAGUAUCACACAAAAACAGAGCUUGUUAUUGCUGUCUUAUUUAUUGUUUAUUUAUUUUUUCUUUUACAUUGAAUGGACAUCAGAACAAAACAGUCACUGUAAACUCACAUUAAUUUAUUAUAAUAUUCAUGUAAAACUUUCAGAAUCUCUUUUAAACCAACUCUUUUAUAAAUACAACACUUUAUUUGUUUUAAUAUUUCCAAUUAAAGUGCAUACAUGUAAAAACUCUGUAUGACUGAAGAAUAUAUUGAACAAUUUAUUUACCAUGAAAUGAUGUGUGAUUUUUGUCGUGCUAUAAUCUAAAAUGUGUUGCCCUUUAUCCUCGUGUUCUAUUUGGAGUAUUGGACGCUUGUAAUUUAACCAGGAUGUCGACGCUGCUAACAAGGUUUAUUUGUUGUUUUUUUUAACUGAACAGUUUGACAAUCGCCAGAUAUAAAUGUGGAGACUGAUUCUGUGUUUUGUUAAAAUAAAGGUGACAUUUUCACUGUG